CAAAAUUUCGAACAAAGCAUUCAAGAGUGUCGUUAGAUUACACCGGAUUUUUUAAAAAUUCAAGAAUUGAUCCGUACGAAAACACUGUGAUCAUGUAAAUCGUAUCGAUUAGAUAUUUUUACCAAUUGUUAUUGCCUGAUCGUCGUUAUUUUUAUUAUACCAGCGACUCUUUCAGAACCAUAUCUUCGAGCGCUUUUCACAGAAUACCAUAUCGGACGAGGACCUUCAUACGUAGACGUGAGGAUUAAUAUUGGUAUAGAUGACGCGAUAUGUGCUCGGAAUGUUAUACUUGGGUAUGCGAAUCGCGGUGUUGAGCGUCAAGAUGAACGUGGCCAAUUUUGCUUAAAUUCGCUUCAACUCUAGGCAAUGAGCUCAUAUAGAGGUAUUAUGCAGCGUACCAGUUCCACCGCUUGCAGAAUGCUUAAAGUUUCCCCGGCAAGUAGAUUACAAUCUCAUAGUGGCGGUAAAUAGGCGAAGUUAUGAAUACAUGGACGCAUACACAUAUACGUACGGGGGAGCGUGACAGCUAUUAUCAAAGUUGAACGGCAUCGUCGAGUUCGUCUUACUCUUAGUUAGUAUAGUUACAUCAGAAGUUACGGGUGACAGUCGAGUCUCACGAAGCUCCAAACAUAGUUAGAAUUUCCAACACGCUGAAAGGAUUUCGAGUCACACCGAAUACAACGACCCAAUUUAGUAACGUGGUGCGAAUUCUUGUGUCCUUCGAUUGUAUUUUGACUGCGCAUGCAUUAGAUGGCAUAUUCUGUUUUCAUUUGAAAAAGAAAUCGGCAGCGUGCGAAAUUCGGGAGUGAAACUUAAGUGGUGUGUGAUAAAAUUGUUCGGUGUAAGUUUCUCGACAACGUUAAACGUCUUAUUUUGGUGCACGAUACAAGGAAUUAUAAAACUGAAGUAGUAGCUGCAGAAGAACCAAAAUCUUCAUCUGGAUCGGAUCGUUUACAGAAAUCUUGUUUCUCACCGUGUCUUCCGUUCUCCACGUGUCUGUGCAGCGUUGUGUGAAAGAGGAAAAAUUUCUAUCCAAUCAAUAAAAUCGUGUUACGGAUUCUCUUCAAAGAAAAUCGAGACCGACUACUGUACGUUAUUGGAUUGAUCGUAUACGAUAUAAAUGAGAAAUCUAGAACCUUUGUGACUAAACGAAAAAUUUGUGAAAGAACAAAAAUCGAUAAUAAGUACAAGCGUGGUACACACGUACGUCCAUAAAAAUAAAUUGACACCGGUGCGUGGAGCGACGCUGUGUGUGGGUAAAUAAAAAAAGAGAGCGUGAGGUGCCUGUCUGCUAACGUGUAGGAGCGUUGUUUUUUGAAGGCGACAAGUAAAAAGGAGAAAAGCCAGAAAAUCUACCGGGCUUGACAUCUGGUUGAAUUUCAAGUGGAACAAAUAAAAUGUAAAAGACAAAAAAUAAUGUUUUUUCAUCCCAGCGUGCGCCAACCCGAUUUCAAUUUAAAGCAGCAAUAUACAUAAGGACUCGACAAAAAAGAGAUAAAAGUUAAACAAACUGCUAAACAACAACAACAACAACAACAACAACAACAACAACGAAAGCGAUAAAAACAAAAAUAAUUAAACCGUAAAGAGUGUGAGGGUAGAGAAUGUCCUGAGCCGAGGCUUGUCGUGAUGGGUCGCUCGGUCCCGCAGAAUCGAGUGACUCUUCGAGGAAGAGGAUCGUCGGAGAGCUUCAGGAAAAAAAGUGAAAAAAUUGAAACGGAUUAAUAGAAGGGCCUCGUGACGGAGGCGCUUCGCACAUCCCUGAUGGCGCGGCUGCGGCGCCGCUCGGGUAGUUCGCUGCCCGACACCCCAAAUCCACCCUCAACCCCGGAACACAAAACAGACGAAGGUUCGGAUAACCGAGACUCCCCGCGUAAGUUUUGUGGAUCCAGGGGCAGCGGAGGUGGCAGUGGAAACGGGAGUGGGGCUAAUUCGAGAGGGUCGCAGUCGUCGCCGUCGCGCAACCAUCAAAGUGUUGUGGCUAACGCAUUAGACGGAGCGGCUUCCGCUUUUCAGAGGAGACUUUACUUCAGAACAGCCGGAGGGAGUCGCAGCUGCACUCGCACCGUUCCCAAAGUUGUCGUCAUGGGGAGCAGCACCGCUUCGGAAACCACCAUAAACACGAGCACCGACAGUGCGAACACCAUGGUCACCCUGAUAACAACAACGGACGGCGAACAGGCUGAUGACAGCUUAGACUACCUGGACGGAGCUCCGGAGUUAUCUCCUCCCCCAGUGACCGCACCCACCCCCAAGUCGCAAUCUCAAUCCCAAUCCCAGUCCCAGGUCCUUCAGCAAGAGUCUGAUCCUCCCUAUACAGCCUACGCGCGCGCCAAUCAUUCAGUUAGCACAACAAAUUUACACGAUGUCCAAAUCGCACCCGUGCCGCCCCCGGUAUCCCUUACUACCAAUAAUCAAACCCAAAACUCUAAUAGUUUGACGGAGAGCCCGAAGGCACCACCGCCCACCCCCCUUGUAGGAUCGCAACAGGAGUCCAGGUUCACCUUCGUCAGUGGUCGGACACCCCCGUUGCCCGAUCUUAGAGUAACGGACUUUUUUAGUACACCGGUGAGAGGAUCGGUCGACGCUGGACAGCCUGACCCGAAUCAGAUCAACUCGCUGCUGUCGUUGGUCGCUGCGAAUGAGAGAAAAAAUUCUACUACCUCCGUUAAUAGCGCCAUGAAAAAUUCGCAACGCGUAAAAGGCGAGAAAAACUGCAGUGAAUUUACAGGAAAGGGGAACCAGAAGGCGGCGAAAGCUAAUAUCAACGUCACAACAAAUCCCUUAGACAUUUCACUGUGCGGUGGUGGGCAAACGGCAUCUUGCGCUCAGGGAUCAACCGGAAGUAGAACCAGGAGCAGAACGCCAGGCGGAAGUGGCGGUACCAACAAGAGGACCACUCAAGCUACCAUUGUUGUUCAACAGCCAUCUCUGUCGCUGGACGCACCAGCGUCGACGAUACUCCUAAGACCCGACGCCGAUGCCAGGCGUCGCGAAGACAACAUUCGUCAGCUACUCGACGUCGCCAACACGUUCACGAAGCAGGAAAUCCACGAUUUCGAAAGGCGGUAUGGAAGUCCGCAUCACAGCAGGUCGCAAUCCGUAAAAACACCAGGUAGCCGGGCUUCUGGGCGUCCGAAUUACUUGUGCCUACCUCAGCAACGUUCCCGCGUAGCUAGUAUGCCGAAUACAGGUCACGAGGAGGAAUACUACAGACUGAGGCACUUCAGCAUCACUGUAAAAGGCAUCGUCAAUAGAGGAGACUCCCUUAAAAGCCGAAGAUCGCGCUCCAACAAUAGCGUCGCGUCCAGUAAUUCGAGCACGGAACAUUUGACGGCGUCUUAUGCCGGCUCAGCGCGAACUUCAGCGGCUGGAUCUCUGGCAAGCUCACGUGAAAGCAGCGCUUCCCAAGGACCGGCACCGUACAGUGUUCUCAUGUUGGGAGCCCCUGCUGUAGGGAAGAGUUCUUUAGUGUCAAAAUUUAUGUCCUCAGAGGACGAGGACUACGAUACGUCCGUCGACGAUGAAUCCGGUGAAAAAACUGUCAGCGUUCUUCUGGAAGGUGAGGAAUCGGAGCUGACCUUCAUCGAUCAAUCCUCCGCUGACAUGACCCCCGAGGAAUGCAUAGCCACCUACGAUCCUCACGCUUACUGCGUCGUUUAUUCAACAAUAGACAGCAGCUCGGUUGAAGUGGCGGAGAAAGUUUUGCAAACCCUAUGGCGAAGUGACCACGUCUCUUCGAAGGCCGUUAUCCUGGUUGGAAAUAAGGUUGACCUCGUGAGGGGUACGCUCGUCUCGGCCGAGGAUGGAAAAUCCAUGGCGACCUCGUACGACUGCAAGUUCAUAGAGACUUCGGUUGUCAUCAAUCACAAGGUCGACGAACUACUGGUAGGCCUUCUAUCUCAGAUACGUCUGAAAUUGGAAAAUCCCGAACACGCGCGUGAUAUAUUUUCGAAAAGAUCGCGUAAGAAUCGCAAUAGGUCGCCGCUUGGUUCGAGCUCCGAGAAUAAUUCGCCAAAAAAAUACAGGGGUAGCAGAACUAGCGCUAGUUUGAAGGUCAGAACACUUUUGGGAAAAGUAUGGGCGCGUGAUAGUAAAUCAAAAAGCUGCGAGAACCUACACGUAUUGUAGAGAAGACUGAAAAUCAUAUAUUAUUUGAUUUAUAAGAAGAGAACAAAUUAUUAUAAAAAAAAAAAAAUGAUUAUGAUGGUCAGUGGCUAUAAAUAUAUACGUAUGGUAUUCUGAUAAAUGUGCGGGAUCUGCAGACGGAAGUCUUUUUUCAUAAAUAGAACAAAUCAUCCCUAUAACGAACCAUGACGGAACGUAUUCUAUUUUUCAACUGUCGAUCGAACGGUUGUCGCCGGUUGUUGCCAUGGAAGGAUGGGGGGGAGAAGAGAUACAUUAAUCUGCUGAAUCCUUGACAAUUGACAAUUAUCCCAAAAGAUCUCUGUACCUUUACCAUACGCUUGUCUAACAAUAAGGAAAGCCAACGUUUGAUCCCGUGAAUCGCGACGUCUUUGACGAGGACAAUAUGAAUCUAAUUAUCAAUCAAAGGAGAGCAAUCGUAUUCAAUAUCACGAAUGAACAACAUGUAUUGGUUAAGUAAUACCGCGACAACAAGUGACGGAAAAAAAGUAAACGUUGAAAUGAAAAAGAAAGCUGCACGAUGCCCAAACGCUGCACGAAAAUUAUUCCUGCGGUAUUUUUCAAUUCGAAUCACAGACAUUUGAAUAUGAUAUAUAUACAUACGCUUAAAUUAGGUGACCCUGAGGUAAUUAUUAACAAAUUGGUAAUUUAUCAAUGUCUAAAAUUUAUUGAGACUGUUACACGGAGCGAUGCAUUUAUACGUACAUGAGACGCGAAAACCGCCUUUUGAGAACGGAAUUCAUCCGGUCGGAUCAAGAAUUUAUUCGCAGUGAAUUUUUUUCUUCCUAUUUGAUUCAAGAAUCAAACAGCGUCGACGAAUUUCACGUAUGCAUAUUACGAUCUUAUUCGAUAUUACACAUGAGCAGAGCGGAGGUGCGAAUUGCGUUUUUUCACUGAAAUCCAGAGUUCCGUGAAACAAAUCCUAUAUAUUAUACACCCCCAUUAAAAAUAAAAUUAGAGAACUUUUACAAUCCAACAUUUAACCAAACAUGAAUUUACACAAUUUUUUACAUUACAAUUUUUGUACUUUGACGGAAUAAUAAUUUAUUAAGACUAUAAGCGAGAAGAGAUAUAAACUAUAUAAACGGCUAAUGCGUAUUAUAUAUAUAAUAUUAUAGUACUACGUACACACAUGAAGUAUAUAUCCAAACGAGUUUUAGCGAUAUAUAUAUAUAUAUACAUAUAUACAUGAAAUAAAUAGAUGAUUUAAAAAGAAAAGAAAAAAGCAAUUUUACAUGAAUACUACAUUCGGUGCGUGUAUAUGCGGUCCAUUAGUUGAUAAGUGAAGGGAUAUAUUACAUAAUAGUGAAAAAUUGUCAUGGUGACAUCAUUUAAAUAAUUUGACGGAUGAUGAUAUUUUAAGGUCAUUCUUUGCCGUAUAGAAAAUAUGUGUCUGCGCCAUCGCUUUUCAAAUUUCAAUAGCUACAGAAUUUAUUCGAUAUAUUUCACGAUCUAUUUGUUAGCCUAGAAUCAAUGUUUACUUUAAGAAACAAAUCCAAAAUUUACACCGUGGGUUCCUUCCCAAAUUUCAGCGACUCUCAUUGCCAGUCAGUCUGCAUAGCUGUCGAUGGAUAAAAACUUUUCACAUUUUUUACUAGGGUCAUCAAUCUUACCGCAAAACUUUCUACAGUUUCCAUAUUCGAUCCGCAGUUGCGUGCAAUCGUACGAAAAAUUAAACAUCAAACUCACCUAAAAUCUGUGCUUACAAUGUCGAUAAAAAAAAGAAAAAAAGAAAAAAACAGCCACAAAGAAUAGUGUUGUUCGAAUGUAAAAAAUGGACGUGAAAUUCAACUGACAAAUAGUGAUCGAUAAGCUCUGCCACAUCAGUUUCGUCUGGCUUUACCAAAAAUACGAUUUAAUCAUAAUUUCGGAUGAUCAAUUGUGCAAAAAAUUUGCCUUAAUGAGAACAAUUAAUGAUAGCAGUACGAUUCGUAAAACUGUAAAAAUGAAACACUUCGCGCGAAAUUUCAUUAUAAUUACGACAGUGCGAUGAUACUGCCAUGUCAAGUAAUUAGUAUUCCUCGACCGAUCAUUCGCAAUAAUUAUCCAAUCCCAAAUAAUUUUUCUGUACGAAUAAAGUGAAAGGAAAAAAAUCAGAAUCGUAGAAAAAGCUGGUGUUUCUUCAGACUUUCGUUUCGGUAAAAUUCAAGGGUUAUUUUAUUUUCUCGUUUACCGUAUUCAUUUGUUUCUCUGUAUUUAUUUUUCCUCGACAUAAAUAGCUUGAAUUUUUGUACGCAAGUAUUAUUCGUGUAUACGUAUUGCAAAAUACGGAGGAUUACGAAAUGCACAGAACUAUACUCGUAUGCAUGUGAAAUAUGUAUUCGAACAACGUGGGGGAAGGGAAAUUUUUUACCUUUACCAAAUGCUAGACGUAUGAAUAGCUUUUGGGCAGUUCGUGGGUAGCUUCGCCCUCGUCCGUACGUUUCUUUUUUCGCUCUUUUUUGCGUCAAUCUCUUUUAUCAUUUCACCAAGAAAAUCCGAGGUGGCGAGACAAAAGAAACGAACACAGUUGUACACGUUGAAUUCAUUAACGUAACCCGUUAUACAUAUGAGAAUACUAAAGGAUGAAGAAUGAAAUUACAGACAAUAACUUCAUCUCGAAGUUCGCGUCACUGAAAUUACAUAUAUUAUUGUACCAUUCAAAUGAAAUCAUGUGUUACAAUGUACACAAACCUCAUUCAUAACUGGCAUAGUUAGACACUACACGAUAUAAUUGAGGUUGGCGUCAAAUAUCCCUAGGGGAAUUUACAGCAGCGCAACGGCAGAGGUGGGGGUCCGGCGCCACUUGACCCGCAUCCAUCGUACGUAAAUUCCACUAGGGAUAUUUCGCGCCAACCUAAAACUACUGUCUAACUACGCCAGUUAUGAAUGAGGGUUGUGUACGUAUGUUUGCUUUACAUCAGAUCGUGAGACAUAAGAAUUUAUCCAAAAGAACAAACGACGUGAUAUAGUUGGUGAUGUUAUCGUUUGAACUGAAAUUGCUCCGGUUAUGUGCGGUACGGGAUUGUAAUGUAUUUUCGCCCAAGUAUUUUCGAAAGACUUUUUUUUCAUGGUAUUUUUUGCUUCGUUUCAUCGUUCGUAUAUUUUUUAAAUUUUCUCGUUUCAUCCGUGCAAAAAAAAAAAAACAGAAAUUUACAAGAGACUCGCUUAUUAUAUCACUUUAAAAAAGUCUCCGUGCAGGGUGCUCGUCGUUAUCCAGGUAGCCUGCAGAGACAUGUAUAUAGUCUUAAAAAUUUCUACAAUAUAAAAAUAAACGGCGGAGUUUAUACAAAGCAAAUAUACAAGCUCGUUAUAAUUCGUUUGAAUUCGUGCGAUUUGAAACGGUUCGUUUAACACCCGUUAAAACCCAACACUUGAAAUAUUCUCAUUGCGUGAAAUGCGAAAGGUUGUAUUUUUCAACCUAGAUAUAAUCAACCCCCCAGCUGCACGUUCAAUAUAAUGUACUUACGUUUUCACAUGUAACGACUUUUUUUUAUACAAUAACCUUUACCCCAGUUUCAAAAAAUGUAUACCUACCUAUAACAACUCACAAUAAAUUUAAUGUUUAAUUGCAGACAAGGAAACUUUCUAUUGUAGUUGGUAGCAAAAUAUUUUUUUAUAAUUAAUUAUUCACACGAGGAUGGAGGAAAUGAAUUUUGGAAAUGGAAAAUAAUUUUUUAAUGCCCGAUCGGAUGUAACGUGAGAACCUAGUACAUCGGUGACGACCUUUCAGUUUUUUUUUUCUUCUUUUUUCGACCUUACAGUCUCUGCUAUAGACUGUCUCUGCAUCGUACCCGUCUCCUGACUUCUUUCUUAACAAAGAACGACUCCAUUUUAGGCAAACUCUUUGUACCGCGAUUCACGGUGGAAAGCACUUCGUGCCAGACCCAGAAAAAUCAGUAAAAGCCUUGGGUGGAACGUAUAUCUCUGCAGCUGGUGAAUAAAAUAUAGACGCUGUAUGCGCGCGUAUUGCGUGCGCGUUUUUAUCAUACGAAAAAGGUAUACAUAUUACAUACGUGCUCACUUAUACAUAGGUAUACGUGGGAUUCAUUUGAAAGGAAGUUCACCUGGAUACGAAAGGGUUAGAGAGGGAAAACUAGGUUUCUGGGCGAAGGCGUGUAAUCGGCUUGAUCGUUCGUUGAUUAAUGUCUUAAAAUUCUUGACUUAUCUGCGAUAAGUUUUGGCUUUGGAAUUUUCACCACUCUUUUGCGGGCACGUUAUGCGUCGAUAUAUAGGUAGGUAUAUGCAGAGUGGAACGAGAUGUAGGAAAGUGAAGGUCUCGCAGAAAAUUAAUUGUUGCACCCCUCCAAAUUGAAGUCACAAAUAAAAUGAUAUUUUCGCGUGUACUACGAGAGACCUUGGAUCUAUUUGAGGAGGUAUAUAUGAAUUUCUGCACUCCAUAUGUAAAUGAACGUUCGGAGGGUAAUGCGGUUGGUCAUCUGCGUCUGUCCGUCCGGACCACCUGUUGUCGUAUCGUAUAAUUGCACCCAGAUCGGACAUAUGGAGAAACACCUCGGUCUUCGCUACAAUGAAAUCUCGCCCCGCCAGGAAUAUAAAUUCGAGCUCGAUUUGUUCAUCUGUCAAUCUAUGACGUUUUCAUUCCUUAACCGCCUGCAGAUGAUAUAUCGGUAUGAAACGCUAACAUACCAAAUAUAUACACGUGAAUAUAAGUGUAAGCUGGUAACGCAGCUUCAGCGUAUUACUGCACAAGGAGGGCAAUAAAUAUAAAUCGAACCUCGUAUACAAAAAAUGCUUUUAAGCAGAACUUCGAAUACAUCUAGAAGUCUGCGGGAGCGGUCGAAUUUUGUUAGAGGAUCAGGUAAAAGCGAAUUUCAAUCAGCAAAAAGAUUUGCCCCGAGGCUUUGCGCGUACGGGUUUGCUGCCGCGGUCAAUCCAAUUCCAUGAGCGCCGUAGUUUUUUUUUUUUUUUAUUUCUCCUGUGUCAAUAGUCAGAACCAACAAAUACUUACGUAGAAUGUACUAAUUACAUGACUCAAUCAGAUGGCCGUGCGAAACUGAUCGUGUUCUAUGAAAGUUAAUCGAAAUUAUGACGUCGGCUGCCCUCAUUCCCGACGACUGUACGUGAAAACACGGACGUUCCGUCCCAAUUUCCGCUAUAUAAUCAUCCCAACUGUUCCAGUAUAAGGUUUCUGCUAGCUACCGGGCAUUUGUGAGGCCGCUUUGAACUUUGAACUGUCAUAAACCUUAAGUGUUCAGAUCUGCGAGAUCUUAAUAAAUUAUUUUAUCUUGACCGAAAAAAUUGCCGAAUUUUAGUCGAAUCGUCAUCGCGACGGUCAAACCCUUCGUUUGAAACAGGUCACCCUAUUAUACCCAGAGGUCCUUGAAAAAAACUUGUCCACAUAAUUUUUUCAAAUACCACUUGUACCACUUUGCGAGUGUAUGUACAGCCGAAAAAAUGCUUCCCAAACUUUUUUACUCAACUUAUAUAACUAGGGACAGCCUCGUUUAACUUGCAAAAAGAAAAAAUCACGCUUCGUCUCUAUUUAUUUUAACCUUUACUUGUCUUUUUUCUUCCUUCGUUCGGAAUAAGAAUAGUAACAAUAAAUUGGGAAAACUUUUUUAUGUAGGCAUACGGCACAUUUUUCAGGGGCUCUAUUACACGUACAUAAGUAUGAGAGAAAGUCUGCUGAGAUCAUGAUAAAAAUAUGCAUAUAAGUUAGCUGCUGAACAACAUUGACGAUCC
Athalia rosae (coleseed sawfly) is the source of this 9828-nucleotide messenger RNA. RefSeq lists its product as uncharacterized. The transcript has 11 exons. NCBI's taxonomy places the organism in Eukaryota, Metazoa, Arthropoda, Insecta, Hymenoptera, Athaliidae. Gene Ontology annotation, cellular component: plasma membrane. The record is from RefSeq and is a predicted model, not a curated record. Gene Ontology annotation, molecular function: GTPase activity; GTP binding; calcium channel regulator activity. The coding region runs from base 1765 to 4131 and encodes 788 amino acids.